GAAGAGGAAGGUGAUUGGCUGUGAUGAGUCCGUAUUUAAACUCAGGUGGACGUUGGAGCGCUACCGGCCCGUUACAAUUCAAGCGUGAAGUCCGCACAUACUGUUCACCACCACAGAAAAAUGCCACGUCGGACUUCCGCAGCCCAUGAUUCCUCUGCCAUUCGCAGGAAGGGCACAACCCCCAAACGUCGUCCCCCACAGCCGUCUCCAGGGCCCUCUGGUUCCAAAUCUCAGCCAAAAAAGACUUCUAAGUCUAAGUCUUCUAAGAAGAGAAGGUUUCGACCAGGGACCAAGGCCUUAAUGGAGAUCCGCAAUUACCAGAAGAGCACAGAUCUUUUGCUCAGGAGGGGACCCUUCGUUCGCUUGGUUCGUGAGGUGUGCCAGACUUUUUCCGGUACAGCUCUUCAAUGGCAGGUCUACGCUCUUCUGGCCCUGCAGGAGGCUGCAGAGGCAUUUCUGGUCCUGUUACUAUCAGAUGCCAACCUGUGUGCUAUCCACGCCAAACGGGUCACUUUGUUCCCCCGUGACAUUCAACUGGCCAGGAGGAUCCGCGGGUUUGAUAAAAUGUAAACACAAUAGAGAUCGGACCAGCAAGCACACUGACAUUCUUUCCAAGUUACCAUCAAUUACCAUGUUAACAUGUCUCCUGUGUAAUGUAUACAGCUUGGUUCUUUCACUUCUGCUAUGUUAGCUUGACCUCUGUUUUAUUUUUCAUAUAUUAAUGUGUAAAUAUUGUUCAGUUCAAGUGAAGAGUUUGUUAAUAAAGAGCAAGAUUUUUCU
Messenger RNA from Centropristis striata (black sea bass), 780 nucleotides. RefSeq lists its product as uncharacterized. The transcript has 5 exons. Gene Ontology annotation, molecular function: protein heterodimerization activity; DNA binding; structural constituent of chromatin. The record is from RefSeq and is a predicted model, not a curated record. Lineage: Eukaryota; Metazoa; Chordata; Actinopteri; Perciformes; Serranidae. The coding region runs from base 121 to 570 and encodes 149 amino acids. Gene Ontology annotation, cellular component: nucleosome.